Spinacia oleracea (spinach) is the source of this 1686-nucleotide messenger RNA. RefSeq lists its product as uncharacterized. Gene Ontology annotation, biological process: DNA integration. The coding region runs from base 1 to 1686 and encodes 561 amino acids. The record is from RefSeq and is a predicted model, not a curated record. The transcript has 4 exons. Gene Ontology annotation, molecular function: nucleic acid binding. NCBI's taxonomy places the organism in Eukaryota, Viridiplantae, Streptophyta, Magnoliopsida, Caryophyllales, Amaranthaceae.
AUGAUCUGCCAUAAGCUGGAUGUCGACGUUGAAGCCCGACCAAUCAAACAAAGGAAGAUGAACUACUCCUCGGAAAAGAAUAAAUCCAUCGCCGAAGAGGUGAAGAAGCUGCAAGAAGCAGGCUUCAUUGAGCCGUGCAUGUACCCCAAGUGGCUGGCCAAUGUGGUGAUGGUCAAAAAAGCAAACGAAUAUGUGGACGAUUCCAUCGUGAAAAGCAUUAAGGAAGAGGACCAUAUCAAAGACCUGGCCGAAACUUUCGGCAACCUGAGGAAAUAUAAGAUGAAACUGAAUCCGAAGAAGUGCGUCUUCGGGGUUAAAUCAGCAAAGUUCCUGGGCUUCAUGGUGAGCGAAAGAGGGAUUGAUGCAAACCCGGACAAAGUCCAGGAAGCAUUAGAUCUGCCCGAGCCGGAGACAAAAAGAGACAAGGGAAGGAACGUCGAGGUUUAUGUGGAUGAUUCCAUCGUGAAAAGCAUUAAGGAAGAGGACCAUAUCAAAGACCUGGCCGAAACUUUCGACAACCUGAGGAAAUAUAAGAUGAAACUGAAUCCGAAGAGGUGCGUCUUCGGGGUUAAAUCAGCAAAGUUCAUGGGCUUCAUGGUGAGCGAAAGAGGGAUUCAUGCAAACCCGGACAAAGUCCAUGAAGCAUUAGAUCUGCCCGAGUCGGAGACAAAAAGAGACGUUCAAAGGCUAACUAGCAGCUCGACGCUCAUCGACCUAAACACGUCGGUCCAUGUGGAAGUGUACCAAGAAAGAAGCAUUGAUCUGCCACCCCCCACAGUAUGCAACCUGCGCCCCGAGCCUAGUUGGAUGGACGCGAUCAUAGCAUACAAGGAGAAGGGGGAACUUCCCGAAGACAAGCUGCAAGCAAGAAAGUUGAAAAGGUUCAAUAGAUGGUUCAUAAUCUAUGCCCAUGGAGAGCUCAUGAGGAAAUCCUUCUCAUCCCCACUGCUGAAGUGUGUCGGACCAACUGAUGCCGACUACAUCCUGAGAGAAGUCCACCUGGGCAUAUGCGGAAACCACAUAGGAGGAAGAUCCGUGGCACAUAAGGCACUCCGAGCCGGAUACUCGUGGCCCACCAUGGUUUCUGAGGCAAAAACAAUGACAAGAAAGUGUGAAAAGUGCCAGAAGUUCGCAUCGGCAAUCCAUCAACCAGCUCAAACCCUACAGUCAAUACUCUACCCUUUACCAUUUUCAAAAUGGGGAUUGGAUAUCAUUGGCCCAUUCCCCUCGGCUGUAAACCAGAAGAAGUGGUUGAUUGUAAGAGUUGAUUACUUCAGCAUAUAUAUCGAAGCCGAAGCAGUUUCGGCCAUCACAGAAACCCAAGUCCGAAAAAUCAUAUGGCAAAACAUCAUCACAAGGUUCGACAUACCAAGGUUGAUGGUCUUCGACCAUGGAAAGCAGUUUGAUAACACCCCGCUGCAAAACUGGUGCAAGCAAUUUGGCAUACAUCUAGCCUACUCGGCAGUGUGUCAUCCUCAGAGAAACGGGAAAGCCGAAGCUGCAAACAAGCUGAUCCUCAACGCACUCAAGAAAAGAGUGGAAGAUGAAAAGAGCAAGUGGCUGGAGGAAUUUCCAGGAACACUCUGGUCCCUUCGAACCACCGAGAAAGAGGCCAUUGGACGAACACCCUUCAAUUUGGUAUACGGAGCCGAGGCUGUCAUCCCCGUAUCGAAACAGAAAGCUUAA